Molecule: messenger RNA, 1818 nt
Organism: Maniola jurtina (meadow brown)
Lineage: Eukaryota; Metazoa; Arthropoda; Insecta; Lepidoptera; Nymphalidae
Product: pre-piRNA 3'-exonuclease trimmer-like
Exons: 12
Coding region: 80-1669 (529 amino acids)
Biological process (GO): nuclear-transcribed mRNA poly(A) tail shortening
Cellular component (GO): cytoplasm; endoplasmic reticulum
Molecular function (GO): poly(A)-specific ribonuclease activity; RNA binding
Source: RefSeq, a predicted model, not a curated record
GGUUGAGGGUGCCAACUGCCACUGCCAAAAAUAAUAAUAUCACAAAAUUCACAAAAAUAACGGGCUUUUGUGUUAAAAAAUGGAAAUCACCAAAAAGAACUUUAGUGAGCAGCUGGAAAACAUAACCAAAAACUUGAAACGCUCAUGUUUUGUUGGAUUUGAUGCCGAAUUCACCGCUAUAUUGUCAGGGGACUGCUUUAAAUAUAGGUUAUUUGACACAAACAAAGAAAGAUAUGACCUAAUAAAGGAUGAAGUGAGCAAAAUGAUAAUGACUCAAGUUGGCCUGACCAUGUUCCAAUAUGACCGUGAUCAUGACAGCUAUAUUGCAGUGGGGUACACAUUCCACCUGUGUCCCCAAGUUGUUGCAGACAUUGAUCAGAUGUUCAUAUUCCAAGCAUCUACUCUGAAGUUUCUUUGCAGAUACAAUUUCAAUUUUAAUAAGUUUAUAUAUGAUGGCCUGCCCUAUUUAAGUAAAGUAGAGGAAGCACAUAUAAGACAACAACUGAAAGACAAAACACUAGUUGGUAGUCUAAUACAUGCACUCACAAUGGAAGAUGAAAGGAAACUACAGAAAUACUGCUCCGAGGUUUCAAAAUGGCUAACAGGAAAAGACGAGGAAACAAUGUAUCUAGAUAUUGAGUGUCCAAUAAUGCGGUACAUAGUUCACAACGAGAUAAGGCAACGGUUCACAGACGUACUUACCACUGAUAGCUUAGGUAAUAGCAAUAAGGUUCUAAUAUACAGAGAUAAAUAUGUAGAAGGUGCCAACAGCGCACCCAUGGCUAUUUUAGAAGAUAACCUAAUGAGCUGUUUAUUGGGAUUUUCACAAAUCAUCGAUUUACUUGCAACACACCAAAAACCUAUAAUUGGCCAUAAUAACUUUUUGGACCUGGUACUUCUCCACAAUCAAUUUAUAGGUCCUUUGCCUAAGAAAUAUUGUACAUUCAAGAAAAAUAUUAAUAGUUUAUUUCCCAUCAUAUUUGAUACUAAGUACAUUUCUCAUGAAAUGAGAAAGAGGCUGACUUUCGAUGAAGUAUGGAAAUCAAAUGCACUGCAAGAUUUAUAUGAGUUUUUCUCUGAGGGCAAAUGUAAAAAACUGGAAAGUGGAGUUAAUUUCAUAAAACUGAGUACACCAUUCAAUGUCAAACAAUCCUAUCACGAAGCUGGAUGGGAUUCAUAUUGUUCAGGAUACUGUUUUAUCCGGAUGAGUCACUGGGCAGCGUGUGAUAAUAGCGGCAAGUAUAGACCGGUGGGCCCCAGCGAAAAAUUAGCAGCUUUAGCUCCCUACUGCAAUAAAGUCAACGUCAUACGUGGGGCUAUACCUUUUAUGAAUCUCGUGGACGUCGACCCGCCGCGACAUCGCCCGGAAUUACUUCACAUAAAAUCUAUGAAGGAACGAAUCAUUAACGUCGGGAAGAUAACGUCGGUGCUCGCAGGUUUGGGUUCCAUAGACGUCAAACCUUACGGAAAGAAAACUGCGCUCAUAGCUGCCAGCACACAAUACACGGCCGAUAAGAUAUUAAACCAGUUCCAGAACGACAGAGAAUAUAGGAUAUCACCAUUUAACGUCAUCAAGCAUACUCCCGCAGGCAGAAUGGCGAUUUGGGGAAGUGCAUUGUUAACCGGCAGCUUACUACUGUUUUUAUUACAUAGACGUGUUACUAAAUAGUAUACACACAUGUAAGAAAAUCAGCAUAUAGGUUAUAUGAAAAAUUACUGUAUCAAAUAAUAAUGUUAUAAGACUGCUCUAUGUUUAUAGUACAAUUAUUAUUAAUAGUCAAAUUGAGUGAAUACGAAAUAAAGAUGCCUUAAAGGUUA